Molecule: messenger RNA, 1608 nt
Organism: Lachancea dasiensis
Lineage: Eukaryota; Fungi; Ascomycota; Saccharomycetes; Saccharomycetales; Saccharomycetaceae
Source: the annotation of a GenBank genome assembly
AUGGGCGACCCCAAUAGACUUUCGGAUGUCUUUGAUCUUGAGAAGAACAAAAAGCGAAAGGUAGCUAAUCGAGUCCAUAGUAAGGUUUACAACCAGGUCCAACCGAUUUCUUUGGGCCAGCGUCGAGGGAAUGUGUCAGGCAGCCAACGCAGUUUGUCAGAGAAGAGGAAGACCAUGUCUGACAAGGAGAGGACGGAGCUUUUACAGAAGAUAAUUGAGGACAAAGAUCAAAAAUUUCCGUCAGGAAUGCGGGAGUUUUUAUUAGGAUGCUUUCAGUUAGCAGAGCUCAAUAAGUUUGACCAAAAUAGCAGCGUAAUUUUAGUUCAACAACUCAAGGACUUGAUAGGGAAAGCUUACGAGGAGAAAAAGGAAUACCGUAAUGACUGGUGGUCUCAAACUUUGCCUUGUUUGACCAAGGCCAACUCUGAGCUACAGCUAGUUUGCGACAAAAAGGGCCACAUGCAGAAUACACCGAGUGAUGCGAUACCAAAGGUGCUUCGACCACCGCCACCGCCUCCUCCUCCUUCGGAUAUGCUGCCAAAAAGACCGCUACCGCCCAAGAAUAAAGAUAAGGUUUCUAAACCAGUGUCAUCUAAGAAUAGCCGACUAUCAGCUACAAAGGGCCCCUCAGAAGCCGAAAGAAGAAAGCUACGAAUGGAGCGAUUUUCUUCAGAUGCUGUUCUGGGUAGAAGCAGUAAAGUACAAAGCGACGAAAAUUUCGCGAACUUGAACGCAAUAUCAACUAACUUUUAUAAGUUUGACAAGAACAAACCGGUAGUAGGGCGAUGCCAGACGCUCGAAAAGAAAUAUUUGCGACUAACCUCGGAGCCAAAUCCAGAUCUCGUUCGUCCGCUGAGUGUCUUAAAAAGGGCAUACGAGCUUGUUCUACAAAAAUUUAAACAUGACGGGGCUUCAUACUCAUACCUGUGUGACCAAUUCAAAUCUCUACGGCAAGAUUUGAGGGUGCAAAUUAUAGAAAACCAGUUCACACUCAAGGUUUACCAAACGCAUGCCCGUAUCGCGCUGGAGAACGAUGAUAUCGGGGAGUUUAAUCAAUGUCAGAGCCGGCUCGGGCAUCUUUUUGAGCUCCCAAAUCUUGCAAAAUCGAAUUUGGAGGAGUUUGUGAGCUACCGAAUUCUCUACUAUUUGAUGACGAAUAAUCAUAAUUCCAUCAAUGAGCUAAAACUCAAGUACUCAACCAAACAACAUCUUGCUGUCUACAGACACCCAAUGGUGAGGCAUGCCUUAGCAAUGGCUAAAUCACUGUUGAUGGGAGAUUACCACUGUUUUUUUAGGCUAUAUGCCAAAACUUCUGGACCAUCGCGGUGUCUGGUUAACAUCUUCAUAAAUCGUGAGAGACUGCGAGCUCUUGCAACAAUUUCAAAAAGCUAUAACCAGGUUCCAUUGGAAUUCUUGUUUGCAGAAUUUCAGCUUGAUAACCACGAUGCAGGCAUAUCUUUCUUAAAGAAGCUUGGUCUUGACGAGCAUAUUCUAAUCAAAAAUGAGACCCAACAAGAGACGUCCUUUCUUAACACCAAGUCUUGUAGAUUAUCCAUCAUACAGCAGUACGAGAAAGCUAAAAAAGUUGAUAUAAAGGGUCAGAUAUAG